Molecule: messenger RNA, 984 nt
Organism: Rhodotorula graminis WP1
Lineage: Eukaryota; Fungi; Basidiomycota; Microbotryomycetes; Sporidiobolales; Sporidiobolaceae
Exons: 7
Molecular function (GO): oxidoreductase activity
Source: RefSeq, a predicted model, not a curated record
UUCGGCGCGUCCGUCUCGGGCGUCGACCUCAACCAGCUCUCGCGCGAGGACUUCAAGGAGAUCGAGUACGCCCUGUACAAGUACCGCCUGCUCGUCGUGCGCGAUCAGCCCGACCUGCGCCCCGAGUCGCAGUACCGGAUCAACUGCCUGUUCGACCCGGACGCGACAGGCAAGCAUGGGGUGCGUCGCAAGAACCUCACGGGCGGCCUUCCCUCGGUCCCGGACUGCGAGAUGGUGCGCAUCGUCGGCCGCGGCACGCUCCCCGCCGGUCACUACGGCACGACCGAGCCGAUGGAGCUCAAGGCCGGGUCGCACCAGGCGUGGCACAAGACGCCGUUGAGCGACGACGAGCUCGCGAGCGGCGACACGAGGUUCUCGCGCUGGCACCAAGAUGCGCAGUACAAGCCGGGCAACCACACGGCGCGCGUGACCACCAUCUACGCGCACACGCUCCCGCACGGGCCCGACGUCAAGAUCCGGUGGGACGACGGCUCGGGCUUAACGAUGAGCGCCCAGCCCGGCCGCACGGCGUUCAUGGACGCGACGAAGAUGUACGAGGCGCUGAGCGACGAGGACAAGCGGUGGGUCGACCACAGCCUCGUCGAGUACGCUCCCUCGCCUUACGAGUUCAUCAUCAACUGCAAAGGCCUCUCGAACGGCUUUGGCAUCUCGUCCGACGACCUCGAGACGCCGAUCGAGGACCUGCCGCUCCCCGAGUCGCAGGCCGAGCGCCUCCCGCUCGUGUGGCUCAACCCGGUCACGGGCGAGAAGGCGCUCCAGUUUCACCAGAUCAUCGUGCGCAAGAUCCACUACCGCACGAGCGACGACGGCGAGUACCGCGUCAUCGACGACUUGCGCGAGGUGCGCAAGAUGCUCGACGACCUGCAGCGCCCGUUCCUCACGCCGUCGAACGUGCUCGUCGCGCCUCAAGAGCAGGGUGACCUCGCCAUCUGGCUCAACCGCGCGUGCCGGCACUCGCCCGUC